Conger conger (European conger) is the source of this 1441-nucleotide messenger RNA. It is a transcript of the gene lyve1a, whose product is annotated as lymphatic vessel endothelial hyaluronic receptor 1a. Gene Ontology annotation, cellular component: plasma membrane. NCBI's taxonomy places the organism in Eukaryota, Metazoa, Chordata, Actinopteri, Anguilliformes, Congridae. Gene Ontology annotation, molecular function: transmembrane signaling receptor activity; hyaluronic acid binding. Gene Ontology annotation, biological process: cell adhesion. The transcript is spliced from 6 exons. Bases 146 to 1009 code for a protein of 287 amino acids. The record is from RefSeq and is a predicted model, not a curated record.
ACUUCUGAUAGUGGCCACCCUCCAGCCCCUGCAGGACCUCUCCAUCCUGAGGGGAACGGCUUUGUGUUCAUCGCAACAAAAACCAAUCGGACACUCUCCAGAACGCUUUUUAUUUCCAACAGCACAUCUCUGACACUUGAUAGGCAUGGAAAAGAUUUGCUUCAUGUCAUGUCUCUUUUUCAGUUUGGCUGUUGUUGUACUGCCUCUUAAACUCAGAAAAGUCCAAGUUUACACACUACCGGUUUCGGGAGUGUUUGAAGUUGCGUCCAUGCCUUUGCCGAAUGCCUAUGGCUUGAAUGCCUCUGAAGCCAGGGAAGUGUGCACGUCUCUCAAUGUUACCAUAGCUUCAAAGAAACAAGUGGAAGAGGCGCACAGGAACGGCCUGGAGACGUGCAGGUAUGGAUGGACAGAUGAACAAAUUGCAGUCAUACCCCGAAUCAACCCGAGCAUGGCAUGCGGUCAGAACCGCAGUGGGGUUAUCGUUUGGCGAGCACCGGUUACCAAACUCUUUGAUGUCUUUUGCUUCAAUUCCUCAGCAUUAGAGAUACACUUGGAUGCCAUGGCAAUCGAAGUAUCUGUGACCUCGAAACAAGCACUUGGAUUAUCCCCGCCCUCUCCCACACCAACUUCUGAACGACUCCCCCAAUCAACAUUUUCGGCUCCGCUCACCUCUCCGUCUCUCUCUCUCUCAACGUCGCCUGCCCGUCCCGAGCAGCCUGUGCCCCAUGAGCCCAUGAGCAGCACAGAGUCGUCCUUCGGAGUGGUGCCCACUGCAGUGGUCGUAACUGCUGUCACAGUGCUUCUACUGACUGCGAUCGCAGCACUGUGGCACAACAGAAAGAGCAAGAACAGCAUCCUACUCUGGAAACGGGAACAGAGGAAGGAGGGUGCUGGCACAGAGAUGUGGAAAAGCACUUGUGAGAAGGAACUGAACCGGGAAGAGGAAGAGACGGACAGGAAGACUUCUAACAUCAGUGUGGACCCUGAGGCACAGGCAGAAUCUACAUAAGGAACAGCUUUUUAUGAAUGAUAAUGAAUGAUACUUUAAAGCUUUACAAUAAUUUAAAUAAAUGAUAAGUCAAUAUCAAUACUAUUAACUGUAUAAUUUAAUAUAGCAAAUGGCUUUAUCCAGAACAAAUUAGUAUGCAUGAAAUACAUUUGAAAUUUAACUGAAAAAACAAAGAUUUUUUUUUAGUCUAUGUAUUCUAUAAAUUGAGCUUUGUACCAGUACAUUACAGAUUCUGUCUUUUGGUUUUGUUUUAAAUGUAAUAAUAUGUAUUGGAACCUUUAUACAGUCUAUGAUUGGAACCUUUUGAAUUGUAAAUAUUUUAUGAAGUAGCCUAUACCUUUAAAUACUUGUUAAAACAGGGCUGGUCACACCUUCUCAGUGGACUGGUUCACACUGUUGUAUUUCUCAUUAAACAGCAAGUUGAUUUUGUUA